Molecule: messenger RNA, 2004 nt
Organism: Carica papaya (papaya)
Lineage: Eukaryota; Viridiplantae; Streptophyta; Magnoliopsida; Brassicales; Caricaceae
Product: NADH dehydrogenase ubiquinone complex I, assembly factor-like protein (DUF185)
Cellular component (GO): mitochondrion
Molecular function (GO): protein-arginine omega-N symmetric methyltransferase activity
Source: RefSeq, a predicted model, not a curated record
GUUUGCAUUUUGAAUUAUGCCAAAUAAGCGAAGGGGUUUUGGGUGUCGCCAUUACCAAUUCGUAAACCCCUGAACUGACCUUGGAUCAACCCUCAACAGCCACAGACAACACAGAGCAUCAUGUUCUCUCACCUUAAAUCUUCCCGAAAGUUUUCUGUUCUCUUCAACAAUCGCGAUGUUGCUCCACGCGAUUCCUCCACUCUUCAAGCACAAGCACUCUACUCGACACACAUUGUUGGGGAUAAACCAGUUCUUGUUCGUGAUUUCAUUCAUUCGUCAUUGUAUGAUCCAAAACAUGGAUACUUUUCACAAAGAUCAGGGUCAGUUGGAGUGCUUGAGAGGAGCAUUAAGUUCAAUCAGCUUGCAGGCAGGAAUGCAUAUAUGAAUUACUUGGAUAAAAUCUACAAACAAAGUGACAUAGCAUGGUUCACUCCUGUGGAGCUUUUCAAGCCUUGGUAUGCUCAUGGAAUUGCUGAAGCAAUACUUCGCACUGCUAACCUCUCAGUUCCACUAAAAAUAUAUGAAAUUGGUGGUGGUUCAGGAACUUGUGCCAAGGGAAUAAUGGAUUAUAUAAAGUUGAAUGCUCCCACAAAAGUUUACAACAAUAUGUCUUACACCUCAGUUGAAAUCAGUUCUUCACUUGCUGAAAUUCAGAAAGAAACCGUUGGAGAAGUUCAUAGUCAUUUAUCAAAAUUCAGUUUAGAAUGCCGUGAUGCGGCUGACCAGGGUGGAUGGGGAGAUGUGAAGGAACAACCUUGUUGGGUGAUAAUGCUUGAGGUGCUUGAUAAUCUUCCACACGAUCUAAUUUAUUCAGAAAAUCAAGUUGCUCCCUGGAUGGAAGUCUGGGUUGAGAAGCAAGCUGAGAGUGGAACGUUUUCUGAGCUGUAUAAGCCUUUGCAAGAUCCGUUAAUCAUGCGUUGUCUUGAACUUAUUGAAUCGGGGGGAAAUCCUGUCACUCAUAACAGUGCGAAGUUAAAGGCAAAAAGCAUUUGGUCUAACUUCUUUCCAAAACCUAGAAGAUGUUGGCUCCCAACGGGUUGCCUGAAACUGCUGGAGGUUUUACAUGCUACACUCCCGAAGAUGUCUUUAAUUGCUUCAGACUUCAGCUACCUACCUGAUGUUAGGAUACCUGGUGAAAGGGCUCCACUGGUUUCAACCAAGAAAGAUGGGCGGAGCUCGGAUUAUAACAGUCAUCUAGAUGCAAAGGGGGAUGCUGAUAUUUUUUUCCCUACUGACUUUUGGCUUUUGGAACGUAUUGACCAUUAUUGUUCUGGGUGGCUGAAACUCCAAAAAGAUAAUUCACCUAAAAAGGGGAAGGGGAGGCGAACAAUUACUCUUGACACUUCUUCAUUCAUGGAAGAGUUUGGCUUGCCGUCCAAAACAAGAACAAAGGAUGGAUACAACCCACUUCUUGAUGACUUUAAGAACACCAAAUUCUAUCUUAGUGUUCCAACACAUAAUAUAAAAUAGUUUUGAUUCUAAAUCUUUGAACAGCAUGGCCAUUUUAUUUGUUGUCAGGGAUAUACAUCAAAUCUAAAGAUGCAUCACCCAAGCUGAAAUAAAUCUCAUAUAUCAAAGUUCAAAUGUCGAUGUUCCCAUGCUAUAGAAUAUAAAGCAAAAGAUUUGAAGAUGAGAGGUUCAUAUCCUUGAGAAUGAUAAGCACGCACACAACGAGAAGCAAGAGUUGCCUGAGUGUACAUCCAGGGGGGUUUCAGAAUCUGGAAAAUUUUUGUUCUUUAUAUAGUUAAGUGUCUCAAUUAUGAGCCUGUUCAAGUUAUGGUUCGGUGAACAUUUCAUUUUUUUAAAUAGAGAUUUAGGAAUGGAUUAGUUUCCUGCUAAGAGAACGAAAUAUGAUAAGUAAUAUGUUGUCUUUCAAGUUUUGCACGUCACUCAUUGGAAACUUGAGGAGUUUCAUCUCAGGGAGUUCCCAGUAUUUAUCAUUCAUUCAGAUUAGUCAACAUUUAUGAAUACACAAAUUAUAUUCCUGAAAAGGUUGCCAUUGCA